This is a messenger RNA of Hyaloscypha bicolor E, 1027 nucleotides long. RefSeq names its product ankyrin. The transcript has a single exon. Lineage: Eukaryota; Fungi; Ascomycota; Leotiomycetes; Helotiales; Hyaloscyphaceae. Gene Ontology annotation, molecular function: protein binding. The coding region runs from base 62 to 1027 and encodes 321 amino acids. The record is from RefSeq and is a predicted model, not a curated record.
UGGACAUUUAGUCACUCCCCGCUGCCUUCUCCAACUUUGACAUGGCAACGACGAAAAUGGCAUGAUCAAUAUCUCUAUCAAGGUCGUCGAUUUGGCUCCAGAACCGUGGACAUCUCCUUACAACCGCCGAGAUCGAACUGUGCCCGAACGACCUCCGUUCCAUUGUCUUUCCUACACGUGGGGGAAUCCACACGCCAAAGGCAACGGAUUCGAAGACAGCUUCAAGGCUCAUAGUGCCGAAUAUGAAGACUUGGUCGACAUCAAAUGCGACGGGAAAAUCCUCAAGAUCCAAAAAAAACUCUACCACUUUUUGUGCGAAGCACCCACCAAUUGGGUUCGCAGUAUUCGUGGUAGAAUUCGUGCAGACACUGGAAAGCAUCUCCUUCACGAUGAAGCAGCAUCAGGAAAUCAUACUAUAGUACAUAUGUAUGCCGGGCAGGGCGUCGAUGUCAAUGUGCAAGAUAAUAUGGCUCGGAGCCCUCUUCAUUAUGCUGCCAACAAUGGAAUGCUGGAGACCGUGUAUAUCCUGAUUAAGGCUGGGGCAAUAUUGGAUCUGAAAGACAACGAUAGCUAUACUGCAGAAGAUUUAGCUGCUGUAAAUAAUCACGAAGAUAUAGCUGAAUUGUUGAGGACGUGUAGGACGGAGGAUAUCCAAGAGCUGGUGAAGGAUAUCCCAGAGUUUGUUAUCGAAUAUUCAGGCACUUACAUUUGGAUCGAUGCUAUCUGUAUCGACCAGACGAACCAUAAAGAGCGAGAGACUCAAGUUCGGAUCAUGAAUCAAAUUUAUUCUCUGGCAAUUUACACAAUCAUUUGGCUUGGAGAAGAGGACCAAUACACUGAUAUGGCACUCUCCACCAUUUCUAAGCUAGCUGGUUCCGCAAAAGAAUUUUCGGACAGUAAUCUCAUCCCAUACCGCACAUACAGCCCGGAAGAUUACGCGAAAUUUUCUGUGCCAUUCAUAUCUCAGGAAGAGUGGAAUGCAUUAACCUCUAUCUUCCUUCGGCAAUGGUUCCGUCGAGUUGGGUGA